CCCCACAAUCUUCAUCAACUACCGGAUAACUAUCAUGUCGAGCAACUCUGAUCUUGCAGACCCUUCGGAUGAUGGCUUAUUCACAGAGGCAAUCAAGGCCCAUCUCGACAAAUGUCAACGCACGAGCUUUCGCGCCUGGUUGUUCGACGUUAGUGUGGCAUCGAACACAACGCCGAACCCCGGCUCCACUCCCCUUUCCCUCUUGAAGGGUUUCCAAAUCAAGCAGUUCACUCUUGGAGUCAAACCAUGCUUCCAUCCUAUCCGCUCUGCCGAUAGCGUCUGGCUCGGCGCCUGUGCCGUGAGGACGUCGCAAUCGGAGAAGGUUCAAAUCCGUGAUGUUCUAGUUGGCGUCCCCGAGAAAUGGAUCUCGUUGGAAAGCUGGAUGAACGAACAGGAUGUUGAGAGCGAUGAGCCUGGAAACUAUAAGAUUCAAAAAGAGUGGUGGAAGAUGACAGCAAAAGUGUUCAGGUUCCUUGAUCUUCCCGGAGAGUUACGAAAUCAGAUCUACGAAUACGCCAUCGGCCGAGACAUUUACCCUACUUUCAACGACUCCCUCUAUAUCCGGGGCUAUGAUGAGCCGUCGGUGGAGGACGUUCGCUUGUUGGGCCGAGGUAUACCAGGAGGGAUGACCUUUCAUCGUGAUAGACCGUAUCACGACCACCCGACCAGUGCAGAGCCACCAAAUAUAGGCCUUAUGCUAGCAAGCAAGCAGUUGUUCCACGAAUCAUUUGAGAUUGGCUGGAUGAACAGUCGGAAGAUAUUCCUGGACCCGGGCGUGUUUGGGACGUUUUACUUCACGGAUGAACCGAUGAAGUUAGAUCUCUCUACCUUCACGCACAUUAAACUCGAUUUCAUGAUGGAGAACUUCAUGUAUUUCUUCGGGCUUCCGACUCCAAAGUUUUCACCGAACUGGCGCCCGGCUGCUCAAUGUCUUUCUACAAAGCACAUGCCUAAUCUCCGCCAUCUAGAACUCAAUUUCCAGAGCACCAAGCACGGGAUUCAGACAGACCCAUAUCUAUGGCGGAUGUUUCCAGCGAGAUCAGCACACGUACUUCAGCAACCUACGUCAUGCCACAAGAUAUUGGUACAAUGGAUCCUAACCGCGGCAAAGAAGUGGAUUCAACAUAUUCCCCGGGUUGAACUCACUGGCUACAUCAAGACUAGCAUCAAGAACGAGUGGGACCAGAUCUUGAAUGACGAGCGCAACGGAGUUCAUCAUAGUGUUGAUUCCAGGUUGAGGGAGUACAUGCGCAUGAAAAACCACCACUGGCCUCCCAAAUGCCACUGCUCGACUCCCUGCGACUUUGAAGGUAUCCGAACCAUCCUUACGCGCGACGGGUGCUUUUGCGGAAACAGGUGCACCUGCGACCCAAAGAACAAGACUACAGCGGAAGAGCGGUUCGAAAUCAUGAAUAGCUAUGUUUUCAACUUUGACGAUUGAGUUCGGAGGUUUCUCGAUGGAUUCAAGGUAAGUAGUUGCACUGCAUAGUUUCAUGGCUGAUUGACGGCGACUCUGAGAAGGACAUCAAUAAGGGGCUGCAAAUUGGGUAGUGGUGUUAGGCUGCUUUGCGCUUAUAGGUAAUGUGUUAGAGAACUCCUGACCCAAUCAUGACUGCAUGUCAGAUUCUACAGA
Messenger RNA from Mytilinidion resinicola, 1633 nucleotides. RefSeq lists its product as uncharacterized. The record is from RefSeq and is a predicted model, not a curated record. Bases 35 to 1441 code for a protein of 468 amino acids. The transcript is spliced from 2 exons. Lineage: Eukaryota; Fungi; Ascomycota; Dothideomycetes; Mytilinidiales; Mytilinidiaceae.